AUGCCCGCUCGUUUGGACCGUUCAAAUGGUCGCUCAAGGGUCCUCCCGAGGUCAAGGCUAGGAUGCAAAACUUGCAAAAUUCGACGAGUCAAGUGCGGAGAAGAAAAGCCCAGCUGUGUUCGAUGUACCAGUACAGGUCGCAAGUGUGACUUUGAAGACACACCACCCUCUUCCACAGUCUCGGUUAUCGCCAACCCAUUAUCACUAUCACCAAACACCAAUAAGGUGUGGCGAGAGCGACGUGCAUUUGCUUACUAUUUCGAAUAUGCUGCCCCCUCCAUCGGCGGGGGAUUGGAUGUUGAUUUCUGGCGCACUGUCGUCCCACAGGUCUGCCGCUAUGAACCUGCUGUGUGGGAUGCCAUUAUCACCAUUAGUGCGCUAUUUGAGUGCCCCAAAGCAUGCCUGGAUCCCGCGUCACAACGCCGUGGUAGUACUAUUUAUCUGACGCAGAAUCAUCAAGACGCCUUAGGCUGGUACUCACGCUCGGUAUCCGCUGUUCGUCGGCGUAUUGAGCAGGGUAGCGUGGAUGCCUUUGUUGGACUGAUCAGUUGUGUCCUUUUCAUCUGCAUCGAGGCUAUCCAGGGAAAUGCAGACGGGGCAAUGCAGCUCUAUAGUCAAGGUGUGCAGCUCAUCAUCGCUUUACGUCCCCAAAUAGCGUCCGGGGCUGCGAGUCAAGCUUCCUUGCUAGAGGAUACGAUUAUCCCAAUAUUUCUCCGUCUGGGAGCAUUCGCUCUCGCCGGCGGCGGGGCUCCGGUAACUGCUUCACUACGAUACUCUGAACUUGCCUUGACGCAACAGUUUGACACACUCAAGUCUGCUCGGGAGGCGAUCAUGCUCUUAGCUAUAGAAAUCCCCGUUUUUGAACGCGCCUGCACCGAACACUUAAUGGGGGCUAAUACCCCCAAUGUACCGGAGGAAUUCAAUACUAAACUAUUCAGUCUGAUGACCAGACUGAGGAACUGGCGUACUGGCUUCGAUAAGUUGAUGAGAGUGCUUCGUGCUAAAGACAUGUUAUCGCUGCAACAGAUUGGUACUGGUGCCCUUCUGUUGAGUUAUCAUGAUAUGCUAUAUGUCAUGCUUGAGACCUGCACAUCAUUGUCAUUGAUGCAAUUCGACGCUUAUCUCCAAAACUUCCAAAAUAUCGUUGAACAAUGUGCGAAUGCACCUAAAGCUUCGGUGCGACCAGACGGCACCCAGCCUCCAUUUACCUUUGAAGUCAAUGUUGGCCUUCCACUCUGGUUUACCAGUCUCCGAUGCCGUGAACCGCGUACCCGACGCGCGGCACUGACUCUACUCUACCAAGCGCCCACAGUGCAAGGAUUUUACCAGUGCUCAAUCUGGGCAGCCUUAGGGCGAACGAUCAUGGAGAUAGAAGAAUCCCGGGCAAUGGCGAUGAAUGUAGCCCAUCAUACAUCCAAUCUUAGUGCACUGGAGCCAUCAGGUGGACCAAUUCCCGGCUCCGAACUUGCCCCAAUCUCAUAUUAUGCUCAUACGGAUAUGGGACCUAGAAUACCAACAGCACUGCUUAUCCCAGAGGAGGUGCGCAUUGGACCAAUUGCUGCUUUUCGGCCAAUGGAUGGUUUUCCUCCUGGGACUACGGAGGCAGAUAUUGUGAAGUGGAAUCGCGGCCCUGACCAACUCUUUCUGCGGUUUUCCCGGAAUCUGACCGGCGAUUCUUGUCGGAUAGUGUACGAAUAUGCUCCUCUUGACUUUUGA
Messenger RNA from Penicillium samsonianum, 1716 nucleotides. RefSeq names its product Zn(II)2Cys6 transcription factor domain-containing protein. The transcript is spliced from 2 exons. Gene Ontology annotation, molecular function: DNA-binding transcription factor activity, RNA polymerase II-specific; zinc ion binding. The record is from RefSeq and is a predicted model, not a curated record. Lineage: Eukaryota; Fungi; Ascomycota; Eurotiomycetes; Eurotiales; Aspergillaceae. Gene Ontology annotation, biological process: regulation of DNA-templated transcription. The coding region runs from base 1 to 1716 and encodes 571 amino acids.